AACGUUCGUUUCACGAACGAGAGCGGUUCGUGGUAAACGAUGCAAAUUUCGUGAUACAACAAUCUGAAAAUGUAGCCACUCGCUCAUCGUCAUUCUAUAAAAAUAGAGCGCGAAUUUCUCGCCGCGCAUUCUCGACCACGUUUUUAAAGGUGGUCGAGUUUCAACACAGUUGCUUUUUUUUAGCGAUCGCGCGGGCAUCUUCACCGGAAGCGGUUACUACGAUUCACUGUUUGCCGCCAAACGUACCCUGCGUUCUGCGAUGGAAUUGUUUAUCCGUCGAUAUCUGAAUGCAGCAGCGUAAAUAGCCGCGUCGAACGUGUGCAUAUAUUUACGUUCCGCUUUGUCGAGCUGGUGCGUUGGAAUUGUUCCCUGGGUGUUCGUCGAAAUCGAAUCCAUUGCUGAUAAAAACAUCUGAGGAAUUCGUCAGAUACACCAUGGCCAAGGUUCAACUGGCGAACGUCGCCGUUCUUGAUAAUCCUUCGCCGUUUUUGAAUCCGUUUCAAUUCGAGGUCACGUUCGAGUGCAUCGAGGAGCUCAAAGAAGAUUUGGAAUGGAAGAUGAUAUAUGUAGGUAGUGCAGAAUCAGAAGAAUUUGAUCAAGUUUUAGAUACCAUUUAUGUUGGUCCAAUUCCAGAAGGAAGACAUAUGUUUGUAUUUCAGGCUGAUCCACCAGAUGUCAGUAGAAUUCCAGUCAAUGAUGCUUUAGGUGUAACUGUCGUAUUGCUGACUUGUUCCUACAGGGGUCACGAAUUUGUUCGAGUGGGUUACUUUAUAAAUAAUGAGUAUACGGACCCGGAACUCCGAGAAAAUCCACCUCCACAGCCACAAUUUGAUAAAGUUCAAAGGAAUAUAUUAGGCGACAAACCUCGCGUUACUAGAUUUAAAAUCAACUGGGACGAUUGUCAAACUGGAACGACGAAUAAUCUUCCCGAGGGCAUGGAAACGCCAGCGUUAGAAGAUACAUCACAAGAUGCACCUACGUCCACAUUAGGCUUUACAGAGAAUACACAAAAUGGUGGGAUGGAAGUGAUGUGAAAAACGAUUUGCUGCUGAUAAGAAUAAGGAUGAAUUAGCAUCAAUACAAUAAUUUAAAGAUAAAGUAGUACCUGGAAAAAAAGAAGAUGGAAGUACACACUCCAUAUAUAUUUAAAUAAUUCGAAAAAUCGCGCAAAAUAUCCUUUCAUAAGAUUUUUGAUGUUUUCUUUCGAUAAAAGAUUCAACAAGUUUAUAUUACAUAUUUCGAAAAAAAUAUUACAUGUUGGUAAUGUGAUACUCUUAAACCUGAACAAAAGAGCAAAUUAAUUGUUAAUUUGUGGAAUGGUUAGUGUCUCAUGUUUUUCUUAAUCAAAUAGUACUGGAUUACAAGUUAUUGUCUUCUUAAAAUGGCGUAAUUUCUGUAAAAAGCGUACAAUUAAUUAUAAAUAGUAAUUGUAUUCAAUACCAUUUGCAAACAAAUUAAAAAUAAUAAAUAAUUAAAUGCGAUUCAUUUUACGGUGCAACAGAAUAUUCAACAAUGCUCUGUAAUGCAACAUUGUUUUAAAAUUACUGUUUUGAUAGCGUAUACUUUAAAGCUUGAAGCUAAAACAUAUGUCGAGUAUUUUAAGUAUUAUAUUAUUGCUUAUAAUCAUCACGUUGCAUGUAGAUCAUAAGACAGUUCCCAUUUUUUAUUAGUGUAAAUACUAAGAUAAAAAAAUAUACAUUAUGUUUUUUACUUGAAAAAAUAA
Messenger RNA from Cataglyphis hispanica, 1723 nucleotides. RefSeq names its product histone chaperone asf1 (gene asf1). Lineage: Eukaryota; Metazoa; Arthropoda; Insecta; Hymenoptera; Formicidae. The transcript is spliced from 3 exons. Gene Ontology annotation, cellular component: nucleus. The record is from RefSeq and is a predicted model, not a curated record. Gene Ontology annotation, biological process: DNA replication-dependent chromatin assembly. The coding region runs from base 435 to 1034 and encodes 199 amino acids. Gene Ontology annotation, molecular function: histone binding.